Molecule: messenger RNA, 2142 nt
Organism: Bufo gargarizans (Asiatic toad)
Lineage: Eukaryota; Metazoa; Chordata; Amphibia; Anura; Bufonidae
Gene: DHRS7B
Product: dehydrogenase/reductase 7B
Exons: 7
Coding region: 146-1111 (321 amino acids)
Cellular component (GO): membrane
Molecular function (GO): oxidoreductase activity
Source: RefSeq, a predicted model, not a curated record
GGUAUGAAAACGCAGGCGCACGCUCACUCCUCCUCCAUAACCUAUCAUUACGUCAUCCGCCACCGCCGUUAGUGCGCGGCCAUUUAAAUCAUCCCCUUGACAAACGAGCAAUGUAUCCAGGAUCGCUUCUACCUUGCUGCCACCAAUGAGGACGGGCAAUUCUGGCUCAAAGCGUAAACUGAUGGACUUGACAUCAUGGGUCAUCAUUCCAUUCCUGUUUGGCAGCAUUGGGAUCUACGCCCUGUUCAGAUUCUUGCAGAGGCUACGCAGUAGUGCUUACAUCCAAGAUGCUGUUGUUGUCAUUACUGGCGCUACAUCUGGACUCGGCAAAGAAUGCACAAAAGUGUUUUAUAAAGCUGGUGCUCAGCUUGUUCUCUGUGGGCGCAAUGAAGAAGGGCUGAAGGAUCUGAUAAACGAGCUAUGUCGAAUACGAAAAGGAUCCAUUCAGUUUCAUAAGCCACAUAUGAUAAUAUUUGACCUCUCAGACGUGGAAGCUGUAGCAAGUGCAGCACAGGAGAUUCUUUGCCUUGUUGGGAAGGUGGACAUUCUCAUUAACAAUGCAGGAAUCAGUUAUCGUGGCACUAUUCUCCACACCAAGGUUAGUGUGGACAGAAUGAUCAUGGACACAAACUAUUUUGGACCAGUCGCAUUGACUAAAGCUCUUCUACCAUCAAUGAUCAAGAAUAAGAGAGGACAUAUUGUUGCAAUCAGUAGUGUUCAAGGAAAAAUAAGCAUCCCUUUCCGAUCUGCAUAUUCAGCCUCUAAACAUGCUACACAAGCUUUCUUUGAUUGCCUGAGAGCUGAGAUGGUGCCCCACGACAUUGCUGUCACUGUUAUAAGUCCGGGAUACAUUCAAACCAACUUAUCACUUAAUGCUGUGACUGAAGAUGGGUCCAAAUAUGGAGUAAUGGACAAGACAACGGCUGAAGGAAGAACCCCUGAGGAGGUAGCACAAAUCGUCUUUAGAGCUGUUGGAGAAAAGAGAAAAGAUGUCCUUGUAGCCGGUCUGGUGCCAACUAUAGCUGUAUACCUGAGGGCUCUUGCUCCAAAAAUAUUUUUUUCUGUCAUGGCAGCAAGAGCUAAAAAGGAAAGAAAGUUUAAGGAUGCAUAAUAUGGCAGUUUAUUGUGUUCUCCAGAAGACCAAAUGUCUAUGCCACUAAUGAUAAAUUAAGUGUGGCUACACAAGUAACUAUCCCUGGUGACUUGGUUAAAGGGCAUCUGUCAGCAGUUUUUUCCUUGUGAAACUGGCUGACCUGUAACAUGCAUUUAAAGGCAUCCGUGUUGGUCCCAUGUUCAUAUGUGCCGCAUUGCUGGGGAAAAUGCUGGGGCCUCCUCACAUAUAUGCAAAUAAGCAACAGGAGCAAUAGCAUUGUCAAGGCUCCACUUUCUCUGCAACUGCUGCAGGUGUGAUAACAUUUUUUUUUCUUCCUGUACCUGUCAAACUGGAGGGUGCAGAGAGAGCUGAGCCUCUAGAUGUAGUAGCAACUUCCCUGUUUCUCCUAGAGGCUCAUUUGCAUAUAUUAAAGCAACAUUUUUCUGUGCUAUGUGGGCAGUCUUCAUCUGCUAAGUGCACAUGCAACAAGUCAGCCAGUUUCAGAUGUAUAAUUCUUCUGAUUUAUGCCCUUAAGCAUUAAUGUUUUUGGCCAUCUUUUUGUGUACUUUUUUAUUUUUUUUUGCAAAUUCCACACCUGGCCAGACCUGCAAAAGGGAAGCAUACUUGCCUGCUGCCCUCUGCUGGGUACCGGCUCCUUGGCCACGGCUGCCUUGCUUGGGUCUCCCACUGUCAACAUCACGUCACUUGUCCAAUUGACGUAACACAAGGAGAGCAGGUCACCACUGAGGCCAGUAAUUGGCUUCAGCGGCGUCAAACUGGAUGUUAACAGUGAGGAACCUGAGUGAGGCAGGGAAGCAAAGGAGCUUGGACUUAGCAGCGGGGAGCCGCGAAGUAUGCUUUUCUUUUGCAGGUCUGGUCAGGAAGGAGGGUUUAAAAAAAAGAAAUGGCCAAUUAAUGAAUGUUUUUAGUAAAUGGGCCGCACUGGAUGGACAAAUGUCUUUUUUUCGGCCUUAUGUACUAUGAUGUUACUUCUAUUUGAAGUCUGUACACCCUGUUAUCUUUUGCAUCAACAUAAAGUGAUAUUCUGA